Maniola jurtina (meadow brown) is the source of this 4864-nucleotide messenger RNA. RefSeq names its product protein mahjong (gene mahj). The record is from RefSeq and is a predicted model, not a curated record. Gene Ontology annotation, cellular component: nucleus; Cul4-RING E3 ubiquitin ligase complex. NCBI's taxonomy places the organism in Eukaryota, Metazoa, Arthropoda, Insecta, Lepidoptera, Nymphalidae. The transcript is spliced from 34 exons. The coding region runs from base 244 to 4656 and encodes 1470 amino acids. Gene Ontology annotation, molecular function: protein binding. Gene Ontology annotation, biological process: protein ubiquitination.
AUUAAUCUGUGGAAAAAGACAACCUUUUUAUCCUAUCCUAAUGAUUUGAUACAAAUAAUUUUAAGGGUAUUUUAAAUGUAUUCAAUUGAUUUUUAUUUAAACUUCAAUAUUUAUUAUAAUCUCUGCAUAUUUCUUUAACGAUUAGUUUAAUUGUGCAAGCUUUUAAUGAACUUGUAUUGUCAAUGUCAAUUUAGGUUAUAAAAGUGAAUCAAGAAGUUUUUGCGUGGUUUUCCAUAAGUUAAAAUGGAUUCAGGGCCAGCCCAAGAGGUAACUGAGCUAUUAAGACAAUGGGAGGAGCAGCAUACGACACCCAGCUACGAUCCUAUACCGACUUUGACAAGGAUAGCAGAAAUAAUAGAAGCAGAAACAGAAAACUUCAUGAAAAAGGACCCAGACCCCUUUGAUGAGAGACAUCCUUCCCGCACUGACCCUGAAUGCGCUUUGGGACAUGCUCUCAAAGUUAUGUUUAAGAAGGACAAUUUUAUGACUAAGCUAGUAAAUGACUACGUACGAGACACAUACUAUUCUCGCCAGAACAUAACGGGGCGGGACGUGACCAAGCUGAAUGUAGCUGCUUGCAGACUGACCCUGGAUCUGAUGCCAGGCCUGGAGAUGAGUGUCGUGUUCCAGGAUAACGAAGCAUUAAUCCACCGGCUAGUAAACUGGGCGACCAGUGCUACGGACCCGCUGCAAUGUUACGCCACGGGGUUGCUGGCUGCUGCUAUGGAGGUCCAAGACAUUGCCACCAACUUUAGGGACGUCAACGCAAUGCUGGUGCCAUUGAUGUUGAAAAGACUACACGAAUUGAGGGCAAAGCCGUUAGAUGACAAGCCAGGCGCUAACCUAGUGACUCCGCCGAGUCAAACGCGCCACUUUGCACGCUUCGACAAGAAGAAGAACAACGAAUUCAAAUGUAAUGGACCCACGCCCGACAAAAAAGACCGUGAGAAAGACGAAGGCGGAGGGGGGCAUAACAUGUUGACAGAUGAAGUGCCUUCCAUUCCCAAAGAUCCUGAGACGCCCGUCAAAAACUUUAAUUGUAGUGCAGGGUCCCCUGAGCGUUGGGGCCUCAUGUCCCCCCCAGCGAGGCCCCCGCCGCCUGUACCCCCUGUCAUCCACCACGAGACCUCCUCCAACUCCAGCUGGGUAGAGAUGGAGACAUACGUCAUAGGUAACAUACAAAUCCAUCCGCCAACGGACGCCACGAAACAGAUGCUAAUACUCAGGUACCUGACUCCCAUCGGAGAAUAUCAAGAGUUCCUAUCCCACGUGUUCGAGUGGAACGCACUAGGCCUCAUUUUGGGGUACCUCAAUGUACGCGAGUCUCGGGACUCGAGACUCGCUUUUGAGGCCUUGAAGUAUCUAGCGGCGCUGCUGUGCCAUAAGAAGUUCUCUAUUGACUUCAUCAAUAUGGGAGGGCUGCAGAAAUUCCUAGAAGUGCCCCGUCCGUCCGUGGCCGCGACGGGCGUGUCUAUCUGUCUGUACUAUUUGGCGUAUUGCGAAGACGCGAUGGAGCGAGUCUGUCUCAUGCCGUCUCACAUCCUCGCUAAUCUCGUUGAAUACUCGCUCUGGCUUCUGGAAUGUUCGCACGACUCUGGAAGAUGUCACGCGACGAUGUUCUUUGGUCUCUCGUUCCAGUUUCGGGUCAUUUUAGAAGAAUUUGAUAAGCAGGAUGGCCUCAGAAAACUGUACAACGUGAUAUCAACUUUGCCCAUUUUGGGUUCGGACGAGGAAGAGUCGCGCGUGUCGGACGACGAAACGUGUGCGGCACGACAAAUCGUACGACAUGUCUGCGUUGCACUCAGAAGGUACUUUGAAGCUCAUUUGAGGAUACGAUCAGCACAAGUAGCAAGGCAACAGGGUGAUAACGUGCCUGAACCGCCUCCUUAUAAAGCAUCAAAAUCAACAGUAGAAGAGAUCCAAGAGCAGAUAGAGAUAGUGCAGAGCGCGUGGUGGGCGCGAUGGACCCCUGUAGAUGAGUUGCUAGAGUUGGGGGGCGUUUCUUUGUUACUACAAGUCGUUGGCUACGCGUAUGACUGGAACUUUAACGGCAGAGCGGAAACGGUCAGGUCAGCACUGGACGUCGUGUCUGUCUGUUGCGUCGCCCCGAGAGUCCAACUUCUGCUAACGGAGAAGAUCAAUAUGAGAGACGCGGACCUUACCACAGGCGUGCAUAUUGUACUUAGAUUUCUGUUGAUGCCAGGCGCGGCGGACGGCGACAUAGUGCCGGAGCCGGAGGUGCAGAAGGCGGCGCUGAACGUGCUCGUGAACUGCGUGUGCGCACCUGUGCAUAGGGGAGGUCCAUCAUCGGCGCGGUUUUCAUUAACUGGUUCAAGUAAAAAGAAGACAGCCGUCAAAUCAUAUGAAGAUGUUAUACAGAAGGUUUGGGAGAGCGUUCGGACGAAUAAUGGUAUUAUGGUGCUACUAUCGCUAAUGAUGGUGAAAUCCCCCAUCACCGACGCGGAUCGGUUGCGUGGUCUCGCGUGUCGUGCACUGGCCGGCCUGGCGCGAUGCCCCACCGUGCGACAGAUCAUCUCCAAGCUGCCGCUCUUCACCACCUCACAUCUCCAAGUGCUGAUGCGGGACCCAAUUCUCCAAGAGAAGAGACAAGAGCACGUGAUGUUCCAGAAGUACGCGCUGGAACUGCUGGAGCGAGUCUCGGGCAAGAGCAAACACAUGGGCGCCGAGUUCGAGACCUCGCUCGCUAACAUUCACAGGGCAAACGUGGUAGCGCAGACUAGGAUAAGUUACAACGAGAGACAGUUACUACAGCUUGUCGCGUCCCACCUGUGGGCGCGUGGGCUGAAGGACAGUGCCUCCGCGUUGCAGAGGGAAGCGGGACUCCCCCCUCCCGCGCCCCCCGUGCCUCCCCACCACCCGCCGCCCGUCUACACACCCUCCACACCAUCCAGAUCGCGCCUUUCCGUGUCGCGAGCCAGCAGUUGCGGGUCCAUGUUACAUCGAGACAGUCUGGACCACUCGCACGCGCCACACAAUGAAGACACUCCCGUGCCCUCCGUCAUCAAACUCAGGAAAGUCCAGAACCCAUCCCACACGAAUCCCACGGGGCCGUCCACACCACUGCCGGAACAGAAGCGAUCCCUCCAGAAGCAACUGAGUUCCAUGGGGAGUGACCGACCCUGCUCCCCACCUAGGGUUACUCUACACUCCAUCAUCACGGAGUACCUCUACAACCAGCACGCGCUAUGCAAGAACCCCGUCGUCACAUGCCCACAGUUCAACCUCUUUGAGCCGCAUAAAUGCCCCGAGCCGUCCUCAGGCGGUCUCGCCUCGGUGGCGGUGCGAGGUGCCGAGGCGACCAACCUUUUGGCCCGCGUGGUGCGGCGCGAGAUAUUCGGAAACACGUCGUGCCGUGCGCACGCGCGCCUCGCGCACUCCUACUUCGCGCACGUCAGAACGCUGAGGCUGCAGGACGAAGACGCGUACUUCACACACUCGAUAUUCCAUCCAACGCAACAGCAGCUGCUCACGGCGACGUCGUCCGGGGAUAUCCGGGUGUUCAACUUGUUCACCGGCGUCGAGGAGAACUCUUAUCAAGUACACGAGUCCUAUGUCUAUCAUAUGCAGGCGAGCAGAGACGGAUGCUUGUUACUAGCGUCGUCGACAACAUCAUGGCGGACCCUCUCAGCGCUGUGGAAUAUGAAGGAGUUUGAACAACUAUUCCAACUCGACAACGAAGAGUACGUGGAGUUCUCAAAGAUGACUGACGACCGGAUAAUCGGCACGAAGGGCGAAACGGCCAGCAUCUUCGACACCAGAACUGGACGAGAGCUGAUGACCCUGACUCCGGCCAUCUCCAACCAGUACGCGAAAAAUAGAGCCACCUUCAACCCCACGGACGAACUAGUGUUAUCAGAUGGGGUCCUCUGGGACGUGAACACGGGUAAAGAAAUACAUAAAUUCGACAAAUUGAACCAAACGCACAGCGGUGUCUUCCACCCCAAUGGACUAGAGGUAAUAUCAAACACAGAAGUAUGGGACCUGAGGACAUUCCACCUUCUAAGAACAGUGCCUUCGUUAGACAAAUCUGAGGUAAUAUUCAACCCCACAUGCAGUGCGCUGUACGCUAUGUGCUCGGACCAGGACUCGGAGGAGCGCAGCCAGUUCGACACCAGCUUCAAGACGCUGGACCCCUACGACUACUCCAGCAUAGCAACUAUCGACGUGAAACGCAACAUCUACGCUCUGGCCGUGUCCAGAUACGGCACGCAAAUAUCAUUGGUCGAGAACAUGGGUGACUUCGAGCAAGUGCAGGAGUCGUGCGUCAAGUUAUACGACGUGGGCAGGAAGCGCGACCACGACGACGAUGCGGAUGAGGAAGAAGAAGAAGAGCUGGCGCCGGGCUCCGAGAACGAUGACGGAUCCGACUCGGGCUCCGACAAUGUUGAUGACUUAGCCUCCAGCCUCCUGCAGCGAUACAACGCGGUGAUGGAGCUGGCGGACGGCUCCGGCUCCGGCUCGGCCUCCAACUCCGGCUCGGGCUCCGGCGACUCGUCGCACGACGACAACGACGAGCCGCCGCGACGACGACGACGCUUGCGCGCGCGCACGCGGCGGCGGGCGGCGGAAAGGAGGAGCAGUGACAGCGAUGGCGACAUAGACUUCGGCAAUAUCAUAGAGUUCGAAUUAGACUAAAGCUAAUAGCACAUUAGCACACAAUGACGCUAAAGGCGGACAAACUAGCGGACGUGGCUGACAGCCGCGACAGAUAGGUGUGGCGUGACCUCCCUGACCAUAUCCCCUGGUAAUAUCAGUAGGAAGGAUUCCGGGCAAGGAUUUGCAAUUUUUUUAUCAAAACAGUCAAAAUCAUUUACUCAAAGUAGGGACUAUUGUACUCCUUUUG